Cuscuta europaea is the source of this 1320-nucleotide messenger RNA. NCBI's taxonomy places the organism in Eukaryota, Viridiplantae, Streptophyta, Magnoliopsida, Solanales, Convolvulaceae. The record is from the annotation of a GenBank genome assembly.
CUGAUCACUCGGGAGUGCUCAACAACUCCAUGGUUAGGCUUGAGAAACGCUUCGUGCUAGGUGGCGGCGUGUUUUUGUGGUUCUAUUCGCUACUUUUAUAUAUUAUGUUCUCUUUGUAUAUCUUUUAUACUUUAACUCCAUUCAGAUUCACAACUAUCAAAGAUUAUCCUCACACUUCAACAAAUGCCUAUUUCCAUCAUCCUAUAACAAGUAUAUAUAAUAAUACUUGCAAUUUGUUCGAUGGUCGUUGGGUUAAAGAUGAGGACGGUCCUCUGUAUUCAAAUCUCAGCCGUAAAUCUAUCCCUUUGAAUAGAAACUGUUUGUUAAAUGGAAGGAAUGAUAUGGAUUAUCUUUACUGGAGAUGGAAACCAGAAGGUUGUCAUCUUCCACGGUUUGAUUCCAAAGCCUUUUUGUGCCAUGUUAAAGGAAAGACAAUGGCUUUCAUUGGUGAUUCAUUUGGUCGUAAUCAUAUUGAAUCUCUUUUGUGCAUGUUGUCUACGGAAGAUAUUCCAAGAGAAGUAUACAAAGAUGAGGAAGACAAGUUCAGGACAUGGCAGUUCCCCCAUCAUAAUUUUACCCUCUUGUUCCUCCGCUCAAAUUUCCUUCUAUUUGGCAAGGAGAGAAUAAUCAAUGGUUCAUUCACUGGUGGAUUUCACUUACACAUGGAUAAACUAGACAAUAACUGGACCCAAAAGUUACCUAACAUUGAUCUCGCAAUUUUUUCAGUCGCACAUUGGUUUUCACGACCUAACUACCUAUACAAGGGCGGAAAGCUUAUUGGGUGUGUAAAUUGUGGGGAGCCAAAUUUGAAAGCUUUUAGUCCUGGUUUUUCCAUCCGAAAGGCCUAUAGAGUUACUUUUGAAUAUGUUAAUGAGUCACGGAAAGGGAUUGUAGUGUUUUUGAAGACGUUUUCGUUUGCACAAUUUGAGAAUGGGGGGUGGAAUAGGGGAGGCUUUUGCAAUAGAACGAAGGGGUUUACUAGAGAAAAUGUAAGUUUUGGAGGAGAUGGUUGGAAAUACAGGAACAUUCAAGUUGAGGAAAUUGAAAGAGCUAAGAAGUAUGGGCAAAAAAGUGAAAAUAAGUUUGAGAUUUUGGACGUGACUAGAAUGAUGUUGAUGAGGCCAGAUGGUCAUCCAGGGGAGUUUUGGAAAAAUAAAUCCAGAAAGGGGUACAAUGAUUGCUUGCAUUGGUGCUUACCAGGUCCUAUUGACACUUGGAGUGAGAUUUUACUGCACAUUAUGAUUGGGAAAAAUGUUACUCCCAUCACUCGACUCUAACUCUAUAUCCUUGCAUGUAACUAUAUCCUUGCAUCUAACACAA